Emericellopsis atlantica is the source of this 1119-nucleotide messenger RNA. RefSeq lists its product as uncharacterized. The coding region runs from base 1 to 1119 and encodes 372 amino acids. NCBI's taxonomy places the organism in Eukaryota, Fungi, Ascomycota, Sordariomycetes, Hypocreales, Bionectriaceae. The transcript has a single exon. Gene Ontology annotation, biological process: coenzyme A biosynthetic process. Gene Ontology annotation, molecular function: dephospho-CoA kinase activity. The record is from RefSeq and is a predicted model, not a curated record.
AUGGCGACUCCUCCCAAAAGUCGGUCCUUACUUGUUCUCGCCUCACCGCCCUCACCAGCAGAACGCUCAGCCAUUCGCGCCGCCUUGCAUGACUCCAUCUCGGCGAGUCUCACACAGCUGACCCCGGGGAGCAGCCUCGUUGUGGCCAUAGCCGCACCGUUCCUACCACCGGACUGGUCGAGACUACAGUCCCUGCUAGCAAAGCUGUACUCCUUGGUCGCCAUUAUACAGGCCGGCCAUGACAAUCCUGCAGACGUCAACGUACUCCUUGUGGAUCACGCGCCUGGUCGUGAAUACGCCCGUGAUCGGUCCAGCCCGGACAAUGACAGCUGCAUUGUCGAUCUUGGCGAUUUGGCUUCCCUGCCAGUGAAAUGGUCGAGGAUAUUCCACGCCAGCACCGAAGCGAGCAUCGCGGCGCUUCAAACAUUCCUCGGUGUUCAUGAGCGGUCUCAAGUGAUCCUUCAAGAUCAGAUCAUAGCAGUACCUGGCGGUGUCAGCAUGAUGGAGGGGCAGAAACCAGCAUUUGGAUCAAGAAGAUUCAGCAGAGUUAUCAUCGGCGGGACCUUUGAUCAUUUCCACCUGGGACACAAGUUGCUCCUCCAGGCGUCCACGCUCCUACUGUCUAUCCCCUCCUCGGCCCAGUCACCCGCCAUGUUCACCAUCGGUAUCACAGGCGACGCUCUGCUCAAGAAUAAGCGCUACGCCUCGGAGAUUGAGCCCUGGUCUGUUCGCGCCCAAGCAGUAACUGAUUUUGUGGGGUCUUUACUUCUAGAGACACCGUCAGUCGUCUCCUCGUCAACGACCGAGCUCAUCACUUCUCUAGUCGGCGGGAGGCUACACGUGCGGUGCACCGAGAUCCUUGAUGCGUAUGGGCCUACAACACGAGAGCGAGACCUUGACGCGCUGGUGGUUUCUGGGGAAACGAGAAGUGGAGGCAAGGCCGUGAAUGACAAACGGAGGGAGACUGGAUGGCAUGAGCUGGAGGUCUUUGAAAUUGAUGUCCUCCAUGCCACUGAGCAGGAGGAGGGGUCGAUCGACGACAACUAUGCAGCAAAAAUUAGCAGUACCGAUUACAGAAGACGGCAGGCGGAAGCAAGGAGUCGAGAGAAACCGGUCUGA